Messenger RNA from Canariomyces notabilis, 3385 nucleotides. Its product is annotated as ARM repeat-containing protein. Gene Ontology annotation, biological process: post-transcriptional regulation of gene expression. The transcript has 6 exons. The record is from RefSeq and is a predicted model, not a curated record. Bases 337 to 3312 code for a protein of 991 amino acids. Gene Ontology annotation, molecular function: mRNA binding. Gene Ontology annotation, cellular component: cytoplasm. Lineage: Eukaryota; Fungi; Ascomycota; Sordariomycetes; Sordariales; Chaetomiaceae.
CUGAGGCGGGUGUCGGAAAGCCAUAGAUGUGGCGGCGCCGGCGCCAAACAGCGACGCAAGAGACGGGCAGCAGACAGGGAUGGACAACCCAGCUCUCCCCAGCCCUCUCGUGACCCUGAAUGCCCGUCCCUUCAGAACUUGUGUGGGAUCUACAUACCCCUGUCUCGAGCGCACCGCACCGCACAAUUCGAACUUCGCACUCUGCCGCCGGCGUCAGAUUGCUGACCGCAAAGCCCUCUUGGUAUAGGCAUUAGAGAGGAAGAUACCCGUCGUCCAAUCCGUUCGCGUCGUGUAUGAAAAACCCGUGUACCGUUAGUGACAGAGAAGGCGAGCGAGAUGGACGACUUCUUCCGCACCCAGCAGAGUCCCCAGGGCGAGGCCCAGGUGAGCAACGCGUUUGUCUCGCCGCCUCGCAACGGGCCUCUGCUGCCGCGCCGGUUCACCACUGAUUCCGGUCGUGUACCAACACUGUCAUCGAUUACCACGAUUCCGCGCGCUGCCGAGCCGCAGGAUUUUGCUACUACCACGACCCUGCAUAAAGUUCAACUGCUAGAGAAGAAGAGAUUAGACUACGAGCGGCUUCGGGAGCACAAGCGGCGCUUCGAGGCCGAGAUUCAUAAGCUGGACGCCCAGCAGCGACAGGAGGAGAGGGAACUCCAGCAAAUGCAGGAGGAUAUAAACGCCAGGUUCGGUGGGCAUCAAUCCGAGCCAACAACACCCCCUGAAUACCGCGAGACUUCCGGGUUCCCAUCGAUAUUCUCUCGGCCGAAUCGAUAUUCAACCUCGAGCCUCACUUCACCUCCCGGCCUGUUCAAUCGCCCUGCUCGAUCCGGCUCACUGCUCACCUCGCCUCUAUCCGGGACUCUCCCUUCUCGAUUCGCCUUUGAUGACCAGCUCCCGUCGCGCUCAGUGCCCGGUUCACGGAGGAACAGUGACGAGGACGAGAAGGAAGAGGCGGUUCGCCAGGAUCCCACAAGCCAUCGCUCAACGAACGCGCUCAAUCGAUAUUCUAUGCCCGUAACCCGGUCUCGGACCUACUUGGGCGAUAUCGGGCUGGAGGACAGCAACAAUACGACCGGUUUCCUGUUUGGAGACGAAGAUUCGAACGUGGGCGAAACUAGAACGACUCCCACGGCUCAGGUUGGUAACAACGACGCCUUCCCAUCCUUAUUUCGGCAGCAAACAUAUUCGUCAAUGAGCAUGUCUACCAUCGGCUCCACGCAGCUCAACGGGGCGCCUUCCGUCGGCUCCCCGUCUGAGGCUAGCACUAUCGGCAGUCGCGCCAGCGUUCGUCACUCCAUCGAUGGCAUGAAGUUCCUCCCGGAGACGGCAGCGGCUACGUCGGAUACCUCGGCAUCCUCGGUUGUUUCGCCGCCCACGACUCACAUCUUGGCUUCCCCCCCUAAGCUCCAGCAGUCCUAUUCUGCCAACGACGUUCCCACUGUUAAGACCAAUGGCUCGUCGGGCUUGGGUGCCAACGCGAACAAUCAUGCUCAGCAGCAUUUCCAUAACCACAACGCUAGCCUUGGUCGCAUCCCCGCUGGCGCCAUGCCGACCCGCCACAGCCGUGAGCUCUCGGCCGAUGCGUCCUUGGCCAGCGCUCGCGAGCCUGCCAGCUACCCGUCCAUUACGUCGACGCUGCAAGCUAGCGCUCCUCCCUUCGGCCCUGCUCUUACUCAGCCUCAGUCUUCUGCUCCUGCUGCCGCGGCCGUCACUGCGCCAACUGCGGCGAUUCCGUAUCCGUUUUAUCCCCCACCCGCGGGAUACAAUCCCAUGAACGGAAAUCCCAUGAACGGUUCUCCUGCCGGCUACAACAAUCUUCCCAUGCUAAUGCAGAACCUGUCUGUCGGCAACCCGAAUUCUUCCCCUAUGUAUUCGCAGCAAAACUUCACCGGCUAUGCCCCUCUCUAUAGCCCGGCACCAGCUCCUCGCCAGUCUCAGGACAGCCAAGCUCGAGUCAUUCAGAGCCGCCGCCAGAUGGACAGCGAAGCCAUGGCUCGCUUCAACAAUCUGCCUCUUGAGCAGGUUGGCGGUACGAUUUACUCCCUGUGCAAGGACCAGCAUGGGUGCCGCUACCUGCAGAAGCAGCUCGAGAACCGCAUCCCUGACCAGAUUCAUAUGAUUUGGCUCGAGACCAACCAGCACGUUGUUGAGCUGAUGACUGAUCCUUUCGGUAACUAUCUGUGCCAGAAGCUGCUCGAGUACUGCAGCGACGAUGAGCGCACCGUCUUGAUCCAGAAUGCAUCCGCGGAUAUGGUGCGAAUCGCAUUGAACCAGCAUGGUACUCGAGCCCUCCAGAAGAUGAUCGAGCAUGUGACCACGCCGGUUCAGGUGAACAUCAUUAUUGAGUCUCUUCGCCACCAGGUUGUCGAGCUCAUCCAGGAUCUCAACGGCAACCACGUCAUUCAAAAGUGCCUGAACAAGCUGAGCGCGGCCGACGCCUCGUUCAUCUUCGACGCGGUCGGCAAAAAUUGCGUCGAAGUCGGCACCCACCGCCACGGCUGCUGCGUCCUCCAGCGCUGCAUAGAUCAUGCCGACGGUGCACAGAAGGUCUGGCUGAUCGAGUGCAUCACUGCUCAUGCCGUUGCCCUCGUGCAGGAUCCGUUUGGAAACUACGUUGUCCAGUACAUUAUCGACCUCAAUGAGGAGAGCUUCACCGAGCCGGUCGUACGCCAAUUCCAAGGCCGCAUCAUCGCGCUCUCCAAGCACAAAUUCAGCUCCAACGUUGUGGAGAAGUGUCUGCGCUGCGCUUCCGAGCAGUCCAAGGACAUGAUCGUCAACGAGCUCUUGACUGCUGGUGAGAUGGAGCGCCUGCUCCGCGAUUCCUUCGCCAACUAUGUCAUUCAGACGGCUCUUGAUUACGCCACCCCGGUCAUGAAACAUCGUCUGGUUGAGACAAUCCGCCCGAGUCUCCCAGCCAUCCGCGCGACGCCUUAUGGCCGCCGUAUCCAGGCCAAGAUUCAGGCCUACGAUUCUCGUAGUGGUUCGAACACCAAUGGACAGGCAACGCCUGUCGAUCCCUCCGGUGGCCAGUCCUCUGUUCGCCCGAGCCACAAUCGCGCCCUGUCCAACAACAACACCUCGAUUCUCGCUGCUGGAGGGUACACCAAUGGUGUCAACGGUGUUAACGGCAUCAAUGGCGCGAAUGUGAAUGGCGCCCGCGGUGCGGUUGCUGCAUUCCCGAGCAGUGGUAUGGUUGCUGUUCCUCCUCCGCAAGCUCAGGCUCCGCCGCCGCCGCCGCGUGCACAGCAAUUUCCACCCCAGUUCCCCAUGGGCGCUGGAAAUGGGAGCGGCGAGACUCAGUGGCUCUAACCCAGCGCCGUGUAGCAGAGCCAUCUGGCUUAGGAUGGGCGUUACAAGAAUUGGGCCUGGUUUCCUGCGUUAG